Messenger RNA from Racocetra persica, 263 nucleotides. NCBI's taxonomy places the organism in Eukaryota, Fungi, Glomeromycota, Glomeromycetes, Diversisporales, Gigasporaceae. The record is from the annotation of a GenBank genome assembly.
ACCUCUGACUCCUCUUUCUUGACUUUUACCAACAUUGCAAUUACUUAUCAAAAUUUGCUCACACAUAUUGGUUCUCUUCAAGACACUGUAGCUGUGAUUACAAGUUCGUUAAAUCGUUUAGAGAAGAAAAUUAAGGAAUAUUCUAGUGGUUCAAGUUGUAAAGAGUGUGUACUUCUCUGUACCAAGUUAAAUGAUACAUAUACAGAACUCAAGAAAAGAAAGUCACGAAAAGAGAUGCUGCAAAAAAUUAAAGACCUUGAAAA